GGGUGGCAGAAGCGUCGGUGUGUUGUGUUUGUGUUAGCCGGACUGCGGAGCUCCAGGAGGGGGCCAGGCUGUGGAGGCUGUGCGGAGCCGCUGCUGGAUGUCCGCUUGUGUCCGCUGUGUUUCCGGUUCCAGACGGUAGGAAAGCAGACUCGAUGGCUGCCGUGUGUCGAUGGUUGUUGAUCCACUGUUUCCUCGUCUCCUCCUCGGCUCAUAAUGACCUUUUCACCUCCAUCGGUCAGAUGACAGACCUGCUGUUCACAGAGAAAGACCUGGUCACGUCUCUGAAGGACUACAUCCAAGCAGAGGAGAACAAGCUGGAGCAGAUCAAGAAGUGGGCCGACAGACUGGACGUCCUGUCGGCGGCUGCCAUGCAGGACCCCGAGGGUUUCCUGGGGCACCCGGUGAACGCCUUCAAGCUGAUGAAGAGGCUGAACACCGAGUGGGCGGAGCUGGAGAACCUGGUGCUCAAGGACAUGUCUGACGGGUUCAUCUCCAACCUGACCAUCCAGAGGCAGUUCUUCCCCAACGAUGAGGACCAGACCGGAGCGGCCAAAGCCCUGCUGAGGCUGCAGGACACCUACCAGCUGGACACCAACACCAUCUCCACUGGAGACCUGCCAGGCUCGUCGUCUUUGGCGACCCUCAGCAGCGUCCUGACGGUGGACGACUGCUACGACCUGGGCAGGGUGGCGUACUCCGAGGCCGACUACUACCACACCGAACUGUGGAUGGCCCAGGCCCUGAGGCAGCUGGACCAGGGUGAGACCUCGUCCGCUGUGGACGAUGUCACGGUCCUGGACUACCUGAGCUACUCGGUCUACCAGCAGGGGGCGCUAGAGAGGGCUCUGGAGUUCACCAAGAGGCUGCUGCAGCUGGACCCCGCCCACCAGCGCGCCAACGGUAACCUGAAGUACUUUGAGUACCAGCUGGCGAAGCAGAGGAAAGUAGAGGUGAACAAGAGGGAGGAGCCUGAGUCCAGACAGAAGAGAGAGAUGGGAGGGCGGAGCAACGAUUAUCUACCAGAGAGGAAGAAAUACGAGCAGCUGUGUCGAGGAGAAGGCAUCAAGAUGACUCCUCGACGACAGAGCCGCCUCUUCUGCCGUUACUACGACAACAACCGCCAUCCGAGGUACGUGAUUGGUCCGGUGAAGCAGGAGGACGAGUGGGACCGCCCCCUCAUCGUCCGCUUCCACAGCAUCGUGUCAGAUAAGGAGAUGGACAAAGUCAAAGAGCUCGCCAAACCCAGACUCCAUCGAGCCACCAUCUCCAACCCUAUAACCGGCGUUCUGGAGACCGCACACUACCGGAUCAGCAAGAGUGCUUGGCUCGGAGCGUACGAACAUCCAGUCGUGGAUCAAAUCAACCAGAGGAUCGAGGACAUCACCGGCCUGGACGUCAGCACCGCCGAAGACCUGCAGGUGGCGAACUACGGCGUCGGUGGACAAUAUGAACCACACUUUGAUUUCGGACGGAAGGAUGAACCAGAUGCGUUUGAGGAGCUGGGGACUGGGAACCGGAUCGCCACCUGGCUGCUUUACAUGAGUGAUGUACAGGCAGGAGGCGCCACUGUCUUCACGGACGUAGGAGCCGCUGUUCUACCAAAAAAGGGGACAGCGGUGUUCUGGUACAACCUGUUUCCCAGUGGAGAAGGAGACUAUCGGACCCGACACGCCGCCUGUCCUGUUCUGGUUGGAAAUAAGUGGGUUUCUAAUAAGUGGAUCCAUGAACGAGGUCAGGAGUUCAGGAGGAGGUGUGGCCUCAAGGAGACGGACUGAGCGCUCCUCCUCCUCCUCCGCCUCCUCCUCACCUUCGUUUGUCUGCGUCUCCUCUUCUUCGUGUCCGAUCUGAUCCGAACUGUUCGAGGGAGUUUCUACUGUGAAAGCAGAUCCCUUCAUUUAUGCCCUGAGGUUCCAUUCAUUUACACCAGAAGGAUUGUAUUUUUUUAAGGAUUUAACGAGAACGUUCUGUCAACGAACACAGACGAAUAUAAAUAAUAUCAAAUUUACACAAAUGGACAAAAGUAUGUGGACACGUUGAAUCCAGGUGUUUGUGUUCUAACAGGGCUCUGGGUCCAAAACAAUAAGGACUCAUGUUAGAAUAGAGUUG
Sphaeramia orbicularis (orbiculate cardinalfish) is the source of this 2106-nucleotide messenger RNA. Its product is annotated as prolyl 4-hydroxylase subunit alpha-1-like. Lineage: Eukaryota; Metazoa; Chordata; Actinopteri; Kurtiformes; Apogonidae. Gene Ontology annotation, cellular component: endoplasmic reticulum. Gene Ontology annotation, biological process: peptidyl-proline hydroxylation to 4-hydroxy-L-proline. Gene Ontology annotation, molecular function: protein binding; procollagen-proline 4-dioxygenase activity; L-ascorbic acid binding. The transcript has 15 exons. The coding region runs from base 153 to 1775 and encodes 540 amino acids. The record is from RefSeq and is a predicted model, not a curated record.